This is a messenger RNA of Rotaria sordida, 9165 nucleotides long. The record is from the annotation of a GenBank genome assembly. Lineage: Eukaryota; Metazoa; Rotifera; Eurotatoria; Philodinida; Philodinidae.
AUGAAUCAUGCAAGUGAAGAAAUUAUUUUGAAAAAAUCAGAAUCACAAAAUCAAUCACUCGAAAACAAGAAUAUCAACGUAUUCCAUGUUAGAACUCAACAAAAAUUAGGCGAAACAAUACGAAAACUUAAAUUACAUACGACAAGCAUAGUCAACUCACAAUCUACAAAUGAUAAGAACAAACGAAUUUUUUUGAAAUGGAUUGAAUUGACUGAUUUGAAUACAAAAUGUAACUUUUGCUUUCCAGUCGAGGAUUAUUUACCAUCAAGUCCUGGUGAUGCAUUAGAAUUGACUGAAGUUCAUCAAGAUAGUAUCUGUGAAGAGAACAAUCAACAAGAAGUCAAUAAGAAAUAUUCUGAUGUAGAAAAAGAAAAAAAUCGAACAGAAGAAAAAAUCACUAAUAUUCAAUCAAAUGAUCACUUACAGUCUAUUCGUAAUACAACAAACUCAUCUGAAUUAUAUACUAAUAAAGAAAAUAAAGCUGACAAGACAUUUAAUGCACAAUUCAUUAUUACAGAAGAUAAAUCAAAAUAUGCCAAAUUAUACGAUAUUCGAACAAAAACUGCACAUCAAGGAUUUUUAGGCAUUAAAUCAUUAAUGAAAGCUAAUGUCUAUGUAAAAUUAUAUGAUAUUCAUCAUCAAUCAUCUGAAUCGAUUCCUCUAACAAUAUCUAGAUUACAUGAACGACCAUUUCGAUCAAAUCAAACAGAUCAAUUUCAAGUUGGUACAAUUAUUAAACUUGGUCCAUUAAAAAAAGUUGAAAUUUGGCAUGAUGGAAAGAAAGGAACACGAUUACAUUGUGAUACACUAGAAAUAACUGAUCAAAGUAAUGGACAAAUAUAUUGUUUUCAAAUCAAAGAAUAUCUUGAUAAUGAUACAAAACUUAUUUUAACCGAUUACGAUAAUCGACGAUGCCUUGAUAUUCAUUCGGAAUAUGAAAAGUUGUCAACAAAAGAUGCUAUUACGUAUCAGAACAAAGAUGAUGACCUAUCAAUAUUAUCGAAUACUGUACAAAUAAAAAGUCAAUUAUUACCAGCAACACAGCAAAAGACAUCAUUAACAAAUUUGAGUAGUGCUAUAACAAGUGUUGUGAGUUCAAAUACUCAUAUGAUUCAAACUUUAUUUAAAGUACGAACAAGAGUUGGUCACAAAACUCUUCUUUCUUUGGGUUUGGGUGGAACAGAUUUUCAAGUUUAUAUACGUAUACAUGAAGGUGAAAAAGUUACAGAAGAUAUAUUAUUAAAUAAUUCUUUGACACACAAUAAUCCAUUUGAAUCUGGCCAUAUAGAUGUAUUUGAAAUAGGUGUACCACAAUAUAUUAUAUCACCAGAUCGAAUUGAAAUAUUUCAUAAGGGAAAAAAACAUGAUGGUCUUUAUUUGAAAUGGAUUGAAGUUAUGAAUAUGAAUACAUUAGAACGAAAAUGUUUUCCUGUCAAUCGAUGGCUCGAGUUAAAUGAAGAUGAUAAAAAAACACAUAUUAUGUUAAGAGAUUUUAUUGUAAAUGAAUCAUGUGAAGAAAAUGAAUAUCGUGAACAUCAUUCACAUGAUCAAUAUAAAACUGAAUAUGUUAUUAGAACUAAAACAAGUUUAAAUCAACCAAUAAAUAAUAGUGAUACUCAUGCAAAUAUUUAUUUGAAAAUAUAUAAUGAUAAAAAGAAAUAUACAGAAGAUAUGUUAUUAAGUCAUUCAAAACAUCACACAAAUCCAUUUCGAGCAGGAAAAAUUGAUAAAUUUGAAAUUGGAUCAAUUCAUUUGAUGGAUGAUACUAUUGAUAGAAUUGAAUUAUGGCAUGAUAAUACAUCCAAUUUUGAUUGGUUCUGUGAAUGGAUUGAAAUAAAAAAUAAAAAAACCGAUAAUAUAAAAUGUUUUGGUGUUAAUCGAAUUUUAUCACGAAAAUCAUCUGAUGGUACAACUAAAAUUGUACUUACUAUUCAUUCACAUUAUCCAUGUGAUAAAAUUGAACGUGAAUUACAUAAUUUAGCUAACACUGUAGGUAUUCAAGAUCGAUAUUCUCAUAUCGAUAAAAUACAAUAUAUUCCUCAACGAUAUUAUCAUUCACCGAAUAAACAUGAUUUUACUAAAAAAUAUAUAAUAACAAUAAAAACAGGAAAUAAAACAAUAUCAGGAACUGAUAUCAAUGUAUUUAUUCGUUUGUAUGAUGAUCAAAAUCGUCAAUCAGAAGAUAUGUUACUUGAACAAACAGUAACAAAUAAAAUUCCAUUUCAAAAACAUGCUGUAGAUGAAUUUCACACUGGUACAUUAAAUAAUUUAUCAAAUUUACAAAAAGUUCAUUUAUGGUAUACGGGUGAGAAAAAUGAAGGAUGGAAUGUUGAAUGGUUACAAAUCGAAGAUAUUGAUAUGAAUCAUCUUUAUUGUUUUCCUGUGAAUAAAUGGUUUGAUUCAAAUUCAAAUGAUAGAACAACUCAUAUCGUACUCACAGAAUUCACUGUGAAUGAACCUUGUUCAAGAUUAUCUAGUCAAAAGGGUGAGAAAAAUAAUCAACUAUUACAAUUCAAACGAUCAUAUCAUGUUGAAACUAAGACUGGAACAAAAGGAUUUCUCCGAUUAUCUCCUACAGGUACAAAUGCAAAAGUAUAUAUGAGAAUUCAUGACAAAAAUGGACAAGUAUCUGAACCCAUUGAACUUCAUCAAUCUAUUAAUCAUAAGAAUAAAUUUGAACGAGGACAAACAGAUGAAUUCGAUGUUGGCUCCACUCAAUCACUCGAUGGUGUUGAUAAACUCGAAUUAUGGCAUGAUGAUACUGGUAUUGGACAUGGAUGGUUUGCUGAUUAUGUAGCUGUCAUCGAUAAUAAAACUGGUGAAGAAGCAUGUUUUUUUAUUGGAGAAUAUUUAAACAAGCAGAAUGGUGGAAUCGAAGAAAAACAUCUCAUAUUAGAUAAACAAACACUAGAUAAUCGACCAUGUCGUGAUCAUAAGUUUGAUGUAAAUGAAUCAACAAUUCAAGAAACUGUAGCAACAGGAAGUCCACCAACACCAUUUACACAAACAUACCGUAUUGAAAUAAAAACAGGUCAUACUGGUCUUUUUGGUUUGGGUGGAGCAAAUACAAAUGUAAAUGUAUUCAUUCGUAUUCAUGAUAAUAAUGAUAAUAUGUCUGAAUCACUUCAACUUAAACAUUCGUUAAAACAUAAAAAUAAAUUUGAAAGAAAUCAAACUGACCAAUUCGAUGUAGGCACUCGUAAAAGUCUUGAUGGUGUUAAAAAGGUCGAAUUAUGGCAUGAAAGUGAUAAAAACGAAGGAUGGCAAGUGGAUUUUAUUCAAGUAAUAGAUAACAAAACAGGAAAUUCCUACUGUUUUUUUAUCAAUGCCAUGCUCAAUAAAAAUUCUGGCUUAAAAAAAACUCAUGUUUUACUUCAAUAUCCAUCAAUAAAUGUUUCAUGCUUGGAUGAACUACAGGCAAUGAAACAAAUGCAUAAUACCACAACAAUAAACAUGAUUAAUUCUCAGAAGAAUGAUAAAAUUGAAAGAAAUUUUACGAUUAGAACUAAAACAGGUAAUCAAAUAGAAGCUGGUUCGACAACACCUAUUCAUAUUCAAUUGUUCGAUGAUCAAGAUCAAAAAUCUGAAGAUAUACGUCUUAAACAUAAAGAUCAUGAUAAACAUAAUUUUGAACCGGGUGCUAUUGAUGAAUUUCAAGUUACAUCUUUUCAACCACUCUCUAAUAAACUCAUAGGUAUCCGUGUUAAACAUAAUGCUGAUAAAUAUCAAGGAUGGUAUGCUGAAUGGAUCGAAAUUACAGAUGAAGAUAAUAUACAAACCUAUUGUUAUCCUAUUCAACGAUGGCUUGAUAAAGCUGAAAAUGAUAAACAAACUGAUAUAUAUUUCACGGAUGUUUCUGAUGUACCAUGUGAUUCAUUACUAGAUACAAUGCCUCAAUCAGGUCAUCGAUCUAUACCAACUAUUCGAGGAACACCUGUCGGUACUGUGUCAUCGUUAACAUAUCUAUCACAGACGUCAGCUCAAACAUUAGUUACAUCUUACAAAAAUACUUAUCAUGUGAAAACUAAAACGGGAAAGAAAGGUUUUCUAGGUUUUUCACCAACAGGAACGAAUGCAAAAGUUUUUUUACGAAUUAUUGAUAAAAAUGGUGAUGUAUCGGAAAAUCUUCAAUUACAUGGUUCAACUGAUCAUAAAAAUAAAUUUCAACGAGGUCGAACUGAUGAAUUUGAUAUUGGGACAAGCAAACAGUUAAAUGGUAUUGAUCAAAUUGAAUUAUGGACAGAUGAAAAAGGUUUGGGUAGUGGAUGGUUUCCUGAAUACAUCCAAGUAACUGACAACAAGACAGGUGAUAUUGCUUGCUUUCCUGUCAAUCAAUAUUUAAAUCAUAAGAAUGGUGGAAUUGAAGACAAUCCAUUAAGAUUGAAAAGAGUAAUAGAUGAACGAUCUUGUCAAGAAUCAAUCGAAGAUAGUAAUGAUAUUGAUAAUGAAUCCGAAGAACAGAUGUUAUCUUCUAAUGUGAAAUUUUCCGCUUUAUCAAGUAAAUACAAGAAUACAUUUUCAGUAAUAACUAAAACUGGUCAUGUCGGUCUCGGCUCUACUAGAACUCAUACUCCGGUAUUUAUUCGUUUACAUGAUAUUAAAGGCAAAAUAUCUGAAGCAAUUCAAUUACAGAAUUCUAUUAGACAUACGAACAAAUUCGAAAAAAAUCAAACUGAUCAGUUUGAUGUUGGAAUUUGUGAAUUGCUUGAAGAUAUUUCACGAGUCGAACUUUGGCAUGAAAAUGAUAAGAACAAUGAAUGGCAACUUGAAUAUAUACAAAUAAUUGACAAUCAAACAAAUACAUCUUAUUGUUUUCCUGUUAAUAAAAUGCUUGAUAAAAAUUAUGGUUCAAAACAAACUCAUAUCUUACUUGAAACACCAUUGAUUAAUAUAUCAUGUUCCGAUCAAAGUCAAGUAGUACAAAGAAAUCGAAUGAAUACAGAUAUGACUAUUUCGAAGAAGAAAAACGAUAAAUAUGUACGAAACUUUACUAUUCGAACAAAGACAGGUAAUCAAAUAGAAGCAGGUUCGACAACACCCAUUCAUAUUCAAUUAUUCGAUGAUCAACAACAAAGUUCAGAAGAUAUUCGUUUGAAACAUCACAAUCAUGAUAAACAUAAUUUUGAACCUGAUGCUAUCGAUGAGUUUCAAGUAAUAUCUCAUCAACCAUUAUCAAAUCAAUUAACUGGUAUUCGUAUUAAACAUAAUGCUGAUAAAUAUCAAGGAUGGUUUUGUGAAUGGAUAGAAAUCAUAGAUGAUGAUAACGGAAAAAUCUAUUGUUAUCCAAUACAACGAUGGCUUGACAAAGCAGAAAAUGAUAAGAAAACUGAUGUGUAUUUUACUAAUUUAUCAGAUGUUCCCUGCAGUUCUUUACCUGAUACAAUGAUGGAAUCAGGUCAUCAUUCAGUUCCCGUUAUUCAAAAAUCACAUAUAUCACAAUUAUCGUCGGAAAUAUCUUCUAUACCAUUUCAAAAUACAUAUCAUGUAGAAACAAAGACGGGAAAGAAAGGUUUUCUUGGUUUAUCAUCUACUGGUACAAAUGCUAAUAUAUAUAUUCAAAUUAUUGAUCGUAAUGGAAAUAAAUCAGAACCAAUUCAAUUGAAAGCAUCUAUUGAUCAUAGAAAUAAAUUUGAACGUGGUCAUAUUGAUGAAUUCGAUAUUGGCGUCACAAAAUUACUCAAUGGUAUUAACCAGUUAGAAAUUUGGACAGAUGGAAAAGGUUUAGGACAUGGAUGGUAUGCUGAUUAUGUUAUUGUGACAGAUAAUAGAACAGGCGAAGAAGCAUGUUUUCUAAUCGGUGAAUAUUUGAACAAGGAAAAUGGUGGUGUAGCUAUUAAUCAUCUUAUAUUGGAUAAGCUGACAGGCAAUAUUUCAUGUCGUGAAAGACAUCGAAAACAGGAAGAUGAUCUUGAUACUAUUCGAACACGUCAAAUUGAAGCUAUUAAAUCAAUCAUAAGUUCUUCAGACGAUUCUUCAUCUACUAUUGUCUACAAAAGAACUUAUCAUAUUGAUACAAAAACAGGUCGUAAAGGAUUUUUGGGUCUAUCUCCAACUGGUACUAAUGCAGAUGUCUAUCUACAAAUUCAUGAUAAAUCGGGUCAUAUAUCCGAACCAAUUUCUUUACGUUGUUCAACAAAACAUUCAAAUCCAUUUGAAAAGGGCAAAACAGAUUCAUUUGAUGUUGGUACAAAAGAAUCACUCGAUAGUAUUGCUAAACUUGAGUUAUAUCAUGAUGGAACUGAUCUUGGUCAUGGAUGGAAUGUAGACUAUGUCAAUAUUCUUGAUAAUACAACGGGACAUAAUUAUUGUUUUCCAGCUAAUAAAUGGCUUAGUAAUUCUGAACAUUUAAUAUUAGAUAAUUAUGUAUCGAAUGUAUCAUGUGAAGAAGUAAUUAAAGAACAAAUGGAAGCAAAGAUUGAUACAAAUAAUAUGAAAACCAAACAGAAACGUAGUUUUACUGUACAAACUAAGACAGGCUCGCAAGUGGAAGCUGGUUCGACAACACCAAUUUAUAUACGUCUUUUUGAUAAUCAUUCUCAAAAAUCUGAAAAAAUUCGUUUAAAACAAAAAGAUAAGGAUGGUCAUCAUUUUGAACCAGGUUCAAUAGAUGAAUUUCAUAUAACAUCCGAUAAACCAUUGAAUACAUUAACCGCCAUUGAAAUUUCACAUAGUGCUGAUAAAUAUCAAGGAUGGUAUGGUGAAUGGAUAUCAGUAACUGAUAAUGAUGAAAAUGAAACAUACUGUUUUCCCUUACAACGUUGGUUAGAUAAAGGAGAAUUAGAUGGAAAAACUGAUAUUUAUUUAAAACAUAUUCGUACAAUGAUUCCUUGUGAACAAUUAUCUGAUACAAUGAAACGACAAAGUUUAUUACUAAGUAGAUCUAUUCAAAGUUCAACAAUAAAAAAUAUUGUAGAAGGAUAUAAAUCAUUAUAUCAUGUACAAACAAAAACAGCAAAAAAAGGUCUUUUGGGAUUAUCACCAACAGGAACUGAUGCAAAUGUAUUUAUUCGAAUUCAUGAUAAAGAUGGCAAAAUAUCUGAACCACUUGAACUUAAAAAUUCUAUUGAUCAUAAAAACAAAUUUGCUCGUGGAAAGAUAGAUGAUUUCGAUGUUGGAUCAAUCCAUGAAUUAAAUAAUAUCGAUAAACUUGAAUUAUGGACUGAUAGCAAAGGCAUUGGCAAUGGAAAUGAAAAAUAUGGUGGAUUAAAGAAUGAUCAUUUAAUAUUAGAUAAACAAAAAGAUAAUCGACUAUGUCAUGAAUUAAAGAAAGAUGAUACAAUCAAUUUAUAUGAUAAAAAUUAUGAUCAAGCCAAACAAAAUUUUCUUUCCAGCGUAGAAUCUCAAGGAAGAUUUCAAGUUGAAAUUAAAACAGGUCAUACUGGUUUUUUGGGAUUGGGUAGUGCUGGAACUGAUGCAUCUGUAUUUAUUCGAAUUUAUGAUAGUAAUGAUCGUAAAUCUGAAGCAUUUCAAUUGAAACAUUCGACCAAACAUAAAAAUAAAUUCGAACGAAAUCAAACAGAUCAUUUUAUUGUUCAUACUGACGAACCAUUUGAUAGCAUUGCUAAACUUGAUUUAUGGCAUGAAGGUAAUAAAAAUGAUGGAUGGCAAGUUGAUUAUGUUAAUAUUAUUGACAACAAAACAAAUACAUCUUAUUGUUUUCCGGUAAAUACAAUGCUUGAUCAAAAUUCUGGUUUCAAACAAACAAGUAUUCAUCUUGAAAAUCCAUUAAUUAAUAUAUUUUGUAAAGAAGAAACUGAAGCAAUUAAAAAAAGUCAUAGUUAUACAUCAAUAUCAAAAAAACUUAAAUCAGAUAAAUUAUCUCGAAAUUAUACUGUUCGAACAAAAACAGGUAAUCAUGCAUCAGCUGGUUCGACAACACCUAUACAUCUUCAAUUAAUUGAUAUAUAUGAUAAAAAAUCGAAAGAUAUUCAAUUAAAGAAAAAAGAUAUGGAAGGUCAUCAUUUUGCACCUGGUAAUAUUGAUGAAUUUAAAUUCACAUUACCUGAAUCAUUAUCAACAUUAAAAGCUGUUAAACUUUCACUUGAUGCUGAUAAAUAUCAAGGUUGGUAUGGUGAAUGGAUUUCAAUUACCGAUGAUGAUAAUCAAGAAACCUAUUGUUUUCCGAUUCAACGUUGGUUAGAUAAAGGUGAACAUGAUCAUAAAACUCAUGUUACUCUAUAUCAACAAUCUACUAUUCCGUGUAAUCAAUUAUCGGAUUCAAUACUUAUUCGAUCUUCAUUAAUGAAUAAUGAAGAUAAUGAACCAUCAAGCAAUAGUGAAGGAAAUAUUAAAGCAUCUAUCAUAAGUUCUUUAUCAUUAGAUCAUCAAUAUGAAUAUAUUAGUCCUCAUGAUUUUCAAGUACAUACGAAAACAGCUGAUAAAUCAUUACAAGGCAAACUUGGACGUGAUGCUAAUGUUUAUUUAAAUAUCUAUGAUAAAAAUAAUAAACAAAUCAGUAGUUCCAUACGACUUCAAAAUUCUAAAAAUCAUAAAAUACCAUUUCAAAGACAUCACACUGAUAAAUUUCAUAUAACAAUACCAAAUAUAAAAAUUAAUAAUAUUGAUCGAAUCGAUUUAUAUCAUGAUGGACAAAAUGAUGGAUGGCUUUGUGAUUUUGUUGAAAUCAAAAAUCCUCAAACAAAUGAAACAAAAUGUUUUUCUGUUCAUCAAUGGUUAGAUAAAGUAUCUGAUGAUAGAAUUCAAUUUUCAAUGACUAAUUAUCAAAAUAUUUCAUGUGAUGAUAAACAACAUGCUACAAAUCAUCAUUAUUAUAUUGUACGAAUUAAAACAAAUACAACAAAUUUAACAUCAAAUGAUUCAGUGAAUAUAUUCAUUAAACUCUUUGGUAAAUCUCAUCAAACAGAACAAAUUCAAUUAGAUCAAACAAUUGAUAAUAAACAAGCAUUUCGACGAAAUAAUUCUAUAGAUAUAUUUGAAAUACGAACAUCGACUAAAUUAAAUUCACUUCAAAAAAUCGAAUUUUUUUAUGAAUUUUCAUCAAAUAAUAGAAAAUUUUCUAUAGAAUGGAUUGAAAUAACUAAUUUAUUGAAUGGUAUUAUUUCCUGUUUUCCAGUUAAUCGUAUAUUAACACAAUUAGAUAUUAACAGAGGAAUGCAACAAAUAUUAACUUUGAAUGAAUCAAAUAAUAAACCUUGUUCUUAUUAA